Molecule: messenger RNA, 13600 nt
Organism: Epinephelus fuscoguttatus (brown-marbled grouper)
Lineage: Eukaryota; Metazoa; Chordata; Actinopteri; Perciformes; Serranidae
Product: pleckstrin homology domain-containing family A member 5-like
Exons: 4
Coding region: 109-588 (159 amino acids)
Cellular component (GO): cytosol
Molecular function (GO): phosphatidylinositol-3-phosphate binding; phosphatidylinositol-4-phosphate binding; protein binding
Source: RefSeq, a predicted model, not a curated record
UCUCAUGCAGGCGCGCGAGAGGGAUUGUGCGUGCGCGCGCUUGGCACGGCGCCGCGCACUCCAGCCACUGUGUAUAGUAACCCAGAGCAGUGGAGCUCUCAGCUAGACAUGGCGGCCGAUCCUAAGCCGGACUGGCUCUCCAGCCUUCCCUCUUCUUGGAGUUAUGGGGUGACUCGGGAUGGACGCAUAUUCUUCAUCAACGAAGAAGCAAAGAGCACAACCUGGUUACAUCCUGUUACUGGAGAAGCUGUAAUCACGGGGCACAGAAAAACUCCAGAUUUACCAACAGGAUGGGAGGAAGGAUACACAUUCGAGGGAGCUCGCUGCUUCAUCAAAGAUCCUGCUCACCUGUCAUGCAGCUACAGCCUCUGUAAACCUUCACCGCAGAGCUCCUGGGCUGAGAGAGAAAUCCAUGAGUGUUUAGCUUGUGAGAGAAGAUUUUCAAGGAGUGACCUGGCUUCUAACUGGGAGUUCAAGAAACCCCUUGGCAACCUUUCUGUGAGCACACGGAGAGAACCAGGUGACCAACAUGGUGAAGCAGCGGGCAGCCAUACCUGUCAGGCCAAACAACCUUGGACCUGGAAGUGACGCACCAGUGAUGACAGGCGCAAAAGGAAGAGCCGGUGGAAGGAUGGUCGCUUUUAUACCGGCCCAUCUCAUGACGGCCACCAGUGGCGCUAAAUACAAGCAGUGGCACUAAAUAACAUAGAUGGCACAUCUAUGCUGCUACAUUUAGAUUAUGUGUUUCAAAGACAACUGUGUAUUGUGUACGUAACAGAGCGCAAUACGAGUUAAAAUUGUAAUUUCCAAUAGUGACAAGCAAUAUUUAUGUGCUUUACUAAAUUUACACAAGCACUACGAGUGGUCAGGAGCAGGAGUAGAUUUUUUUUAGUAGCUACGAAAAGAUCGGAGCUACUAAAAUAUUGACGAAUGCGUACAUGCACGUAAAUUUCUGUCUGUGAACAGUUUACACACAAUUUCCUUCUGCUCACGUUUCAUGAAUGAGACCCAAUGUGGGUAAGUGUUGACAUGCAUCAGAUGUAGAGCUCAGCUUAUUAAUUUGCCAGGUCAGCAUACUGACCUGAUAUUAGCUUAUUGCUGUAUAUGUCAGCGGAUAUAUAAGAAUAUAAGAAAUGAUUGUAUAGAAAACUACAUUUAAUGUAAUUUAGAAACAGUGUCUCCAUUACCUAUAAUGUGAAAUAUUUGACUGUACAUUUACAGUAAAUUACUGGCUACUAGUCGAUCACUUUCACUGUAAGUUAAAGUAAAUUGUGGUGAAAUGACAGCUGUAUACUGUGAUCUCACAGAAGUUAUGCCUGCAUAUUACUGUGAUUCAGCAGUAUGUUCCUGUAAAAUUACUAUAUUUAACUGUAACCUCACAGUUAAAACCCAUUAAACCACUGUAUUACAGUAGGUUCCUGUAAACUAUUUUAUUUAUUCUAUUGAUAUUAUUACUUAUUUGGAAUUUUACUGUAACUUCACAGUGUAUGUACAUUGGAUUACUGUGAUUUAGCACUAUGCACCUGUAGAAUUACUGUAUUUCACUGUAAUCUUACAUGUAUACCCCAUGUAUUACUUUGAUUUAGCAGUAUAUUUCUGUAAAAUUACUACAUCUACCUGCAUGAGUUUCAUAAAGAUUGAUAUCAUAGUUGCAGCCUUUAAGGUGAUAAUAAUGUAAUUUAUUGUGAAAUAUUACAGGUACAUAUUGUAACUCUGGAAAUAAUUUGCAGUGUAGUCUGCCUACCAAAGAGUGCUGACAAGUAGACUUUUACACUGUAAGAUGUCCUGUUCAAUAUGUAUCAUGGUCACAAUUCUUAACACAACAACAACAACAACAAAAAUCAAACAUACCUGAAUUUAAAUUGUUCAUAUUACUGUACUUGUUGAUGGGGGGAAAAAAGUACUUAAAGGUUUAGCGUGUGAUUUAAAGGGAUUUAGUGACAUCUAGCAGUGAGGAUUGCAGAUUGCAACCAGCUAAAACUUCUCCCGGUUAGCAUUCAUUGAGUGUUCAUUGUUCAGGAGGUUUUUACUAGUAGCAAAAUUAUCCACAGAGAUCUCUUCCUCUUGAAAACAAACGGAGCAGCUGAUUUAAACUGGUAAAAAUGCUGAAUAAAGUAGGGAUGCACGAUAUUGGAUAUUUUGCCAAUAUCCGAUAUGCUGAUAUGUAACAACUUAUUUGGCCGAUAACCAAUACAGAUAUUGAUAUAUCCACUUUUUUCCCCACCUAAUUUUAGUGAUCAUCAAGUUGUUUUUUUGUAGUGGAAUUAACAUCACAUUAUGCAUGCAUACUUUUAUCAUGAUGGCCCUCCAGCAGAUGGAGACAUGAAAUGCAAUACUUUUCAAUGUAUGUAAUAUUCAUUCAUUGUGCAAAAUAAGAAAAAUAUUAUCGGCCAAUACCAAUGACGUACCAAUAUUACCAGCAUGUUGAUUCUGAUUGGUUCAUUUUAAAGCCACUAUCAGCCAUUACUGAUGACAUGCCAAUAUUAUCAUGCAUCCCGAGAAUGAAGCAGUUUUAUGUUACAAAUCAGUGUGUCUCAGAUGCUGCUCAUUGCAGAAGGGCUGCUGACUAUUGUGGCUAACAUGAAAACGCAAAAUAGCCAAUGCCCCUAACUGGAGUCAGUGUUUUUGGUAUUGUUGCUUUUACUGAAGGAUCUGAAUACUUUCCAGUACAUUAUCCAGGUUGUAAUUUUUAAGGUAGUGGUAGGUUAACCUAUUUGCCAUCUAGUUUUUCUAGUAUACCAAAAGAUUCCUUUUAGGCUAUGCAAUAUGUGUAUUAUUCAUUAGCCAUUUGGAACUAGAGGCUAUGCUGCUGCAUUUAGCCUCCAUGUGGAACUGGAGGCUAAAUGCAGCAGCAUACUUUCUUCGCAGCAUGAGUGUCAAAUUAUUUUCUCAUAUGAACAAUAACAUAUUUUUAAGGAAGAUAUGGUUGUAACAUAUUAACAUGUAAACAUGUCUGUUAGUGAGUUUGCCUGUGAGCCUGACAGCUGGAUAUUUCAAAAAAGUGCAUUACCAAUACCUUUGCUGGAGUGGUAGGCCUUGAGCCAAAGAGAAAAGUCAAGGAAUUGAUUCAACUUCAAAUUGAAGCCAAAUGAGUGAUGUCUACAGGAGGAAAACUAAAUUGGAGAGUUGUUGUCAGAGUGCCUUCUUGUUUUGAAAGAGUGGGCAUUGGUUAUUGUUUUUGUGUGGAUAUUUCAUUUCAAAAUGAGACUUGUCUCAGAGUUUUUAUGCAGCUUAUUCUUUGUUCCACACAUGGCUGAUUCUGCAGGCCUCUCACUCCAUCUCUGCAGACAGUCUGACACCCGAUCAAACUUCUGACCUGAAAACAUAAAUGGUCUCGUCCACUCUCACAGCAGCCAGAGUCAUUGAGCUCCAAAGACACUGCUAACCCCAUUUAGCCUGAUGCUCUCUGAAAAUGACCCUCCUUAUUCUGACUCAGUUGAUCGGAGGUGUCCAGAUAUUUGUAUGUAGGCCACUACUGCAGGGAAUUGACUGCUGAGUGAUGCUGCACUAUAGAUUGAACUGGAAUCAGGCCACAAAUACCACCAGCCACCACAAUUUGGGAUCUUUUCUUUAAUCAGUCAGUUAGGAUCCUGGCGCUAAAUAUGAUCAUGUGGUUGAGAAGGUUUUGCAACCCCCAUGGCUCAUUGAAUGGGUUACUAAUCCAUGGGAUAAGGGAUGCACAAUAUUGGAUUAUUAGCCAAUAUGUGAUAUGCUGAUAUAUAACAUAUUUGGCCAAUAACCAAUACAGAUAUCAAAAUACCCACUUUUUCCCACUUAAUUUUAGUAAUCAAGUCUCUUCUGUAGUCAAAUUAACAGAUUCUGAUAGUUCAUUUUAAAGCCAAUAUUGGCCGAUACUAAUAACAUGCUGAUAUUACCAUGCAUCGCUAAUUUUAUCCAUGACUUAAAGGUUCUCUAACCUUGACGAAGUAGAUCUUUUGAACCUAAAGCUGGAUCUUUUCCUAACCCUAACCAAGUGGUUGGUUUUUGUGUUAACUCCUCACCUUAACUCUAGGAAAUAGCCAUAUAAAUGAAUAACUUACCUAAGGAACUGCUUAAGGCAAUGAGAAACAACUUAUUUGUUAUCUUGAACUUUUAGAAAAGAAGAAGAAGGUCCACAGACGAAAUGCUUGAAAUGUGUCACUGGUUUUUUUUUUGUUUUUGGUUUUUUUUUGGGAUGUGCUAAAUAAAUUUAUAUUGCACUUCAACUGGGAGCAAAAAGUGUGCGGACCUUCCUCUUCUUUUCUGACUGCCCUUUUUUUUUUUUUGGGUCCAGCACCUGUCUUAAGGCCAAAACACGCCGGCGCCGUAUGAUGUGCGUCAAAACAGCCACCCCCAUUAUUUUCUAUUUACAAACCCAUACCGACGGCACCGCGGCACUUUACGCUAUUGUCCUAUUUUUCCAGCGUCGCUGCCCUUCAAAAAGCGCUAUUUUGUACUUCCCAGCUCCCAUAGUAGCAGAUCUGUUUUCAAGUUAUUAAUAACACAAAGACAACUACAGUAAGCUAGUUUCUACAACAAGCUGGCUUGUCUAGUUUUCGUGGUCGUCCUGCGUUGUGUGUUUUCUUCUUGCGCCCGUCUUCUUCCUCGUCUUUUGUUCUAAUUGGCGGUUUGCAACCAGUACUACCACCUAGCGGACUGGAGUGUGCAGUAGAAGUCCGGUUGAUGCCCUGCAACAUGACGCUUUUUGUGUGUGUUGGGGGCGGCACUUGACUCGCGUCAAUGACGCCGCCGUCAUAUGACGCCGCCGUCAUAUGACGCCGCCGAUGUGUUUUGGCCUUUACUGGAUGUGCGCUGCUUCCAUUAUUUUGAACUUUUGAAAUCUAUUGUCAUUUAGAUUCAGGAUUAACCUUGUGCUUUUGGUUUCCUGACGAGUGUUUACCCAAGGGUACACCACUUCAUCUGACUCUUGAUGAUCACAGAUCACUUUAUUCUUUUGAGUGUUAACUAAACAUUCACAGAGUAAAUAAAAAUGUAUGAUCCACACACCGACGUAAGGCAAGUACUUGGCAGUAAGUACUCGGCUCUAAUUUGGAACCGAUUUUCGGUUCCCAACCCCACAGAUCUCCCGCAGCAUCACUCAACACUGCAGGAAGAUCAAAAGUUCUCCAAGCUACUGUAUCAUAUUGUGAAUGUUUCAUAGCAAAUGCUACAUGAAGUAGCUCAGAAAGAACAGAUUUCUACUCAGUGAACCCCUAAAGUUGUCCCUCCAUUGAGAUACCCAACACAAGGAAGAAGCAAUAGUUCUAAUACAAUCUCUGAUAGCUCACAUGGAGAACAAAUUAGUGCUUGACAGAUAUGGGAUUUUUUUGUUACUGAUUUUAGAGGGGAAAAUUUCCCAGAUUACCAAUAUUGCGGCUGAUGUAGUGGAUUUUUGAGCUGGAAUAGAAAUAGAUCUUUUCUGUGUAUAUUGCUCACCAGUUUUGCCCCAAUAUGACUAUGAGCAGGAUGAGCAAUCGGCUGCUGAAGACUUUCAGCCUUAACACAGACUUGGAUUUAAUGGAAGGAAAGAGAAUUUAGUUUGUGGUGGUUUUAAAUUUUUAAAAGUAAGAUCUCUUUCCAAUAUCAGUUUUGUUGUUUCUCUGAGUAACCCCUCAGGAGACACUACCAACAGUUUUCAUAGAGACGAUUUCUUUCGAAAGUCGUGUCAGGGGCGCUACUUCUGCAAAGACUUUGCUGCUGUUGACUUCUUUUCUGAGGCAUUCAUCAGAAUAUUGGGACUGCAUGAUACUGGAAAAAACUGACAUUGUGAGAUCUGUAUUAUUUUGGAAAGAAUAAAUCAUUCUAGAUAGCUGUGGACUCUAUCUCUAUAUAACUGGUUGUAGUGUACCAAUCACAAAAGCAGGUGAGCACUGGAAUUAUGGAGGGGAAAUUAGGCAGUUUAAUGCAGGUUCUCACACCAUUACACCAUUGUAUUCACCAUUGUACUCAUAUUGUACUCUCUGAUCAAUUCAGAUUAAAGUCAGUGAUCUAACAUAUCCUGUGAUUUGCUGUGCAUGCAGAGCAUGCAUGUCCCUUUCAAGCAACAAACUCUUGGGCCUUUCCCACUGUCACUUUUGACCCUGCUGAAUCAGGUCAUGCCACUGCAAUUUGCAUUUCCAUUAUCAGUUCAGAGGUGCUGUGCCACACUGAGCUGGUCCAGAAGUCGGGCUGCCCUCAAGCAGGCAGCGGAGACGUCUCGCUAAAGCUCUGUGUGUUGCAAGACUGUACUUACCUCUGUCUGCAGGAGACCAGAGAGAAAGCAGGCAUGAAAAUCACUCACCUUUCGGCGAAAUUCGCCGUUUUGAAUACAAAAUAGGUGACCUAUGGAAUCGUGUAGAUCCGAUGAGAAAAUAUUUUUGGGGGGAGCUCUGUGGAGCGAAGCCACAGAAAAAAGACAUAGCGAACAUAUGCGUGCGGGCAUUUCAUUUUUUCCUGUGGAUGCAUGUAAUAACGUUAAGUGGUGCUCCCAGUCCCAAGGACAGGAAGCUGAGGGACAGACUAACCACAGUCGUGAUGAGGAGGAGGAUAAGACCAGAAAUAGGACAGGUGCGAUGUGAAGGCAUAGCCUACUAUGCAUUACAUUUUAGCCAGAGGAAAACCUUUUUAGUAGUACUAAGUGGGAUUUUUUUGUUGUAGUAAUAAGUUGACUAAAAGUUGACUAUAGGGCCUAUUGCCCAAUUUAUACUUCCUUAGUUCAUGGCUGUGAGCCAUGGAGAUAUAAACUGGGGUUAUGUAAUACAAGAGCAGGGCUGGGCAGGACAGGGCAGACAAUUAUAUUGUGCAUAAAAUUAGAUGCAUUAGGAUAGAGUCAUAUGCUCUUAUUUUAAGUUAAAUAAUAAGCACAUAGCCAUUUGUGUCCCAGUCCGCCCCUGGUCUUGUCUCUUACAACAUAUGUGAACAUGUAAAGAUACUUUAUUUGCACUUAGUUAUACAUUCGUACUUUUGUUUUUGUGCAAUCUUAUAAUUCUGCAUGUGACCACCACUAGAGUACAUCUAAAAGAAAUCAGAUAUGAGCAUUUGGAAGCUCAUUUUUCCACUAAAAAACAAUCGAGGAGCAUAACCCCUGGACCCCAUAGCAGGUGCUGUGUCUCGUAUCCUUCUCACCUUUUUCACCCCAAUCCAUUUUCAUGCCUGGAAAGGCUUCUGUAAAAGUCUCUGUGUUCAGCUCUCAGAACUUUUAAUGAUAAUAAUAAUAAUAAUAAUAAUAAUAAUGAUAAUGAUAAUACUUUUUAUUUAUCAGCAUCUUUCAAGACACUCAAGGUCACUGUACUUAGAGUAUAAAUUUAAAAAAACAACACAGCAGCAAUUGUAGCUUCUGGCUGAAUCUCUGUGGUUUGGAGUUUUGUUUCUCUCCUGCAUCCUGUUUUGACUUUAGAUAUCUGCAUUAUUUUACUGUUUCAUGUUCACUUUCAGCGGAAUUAGGAGAAAUACAGACCCUCCCAUCUGAGUAGAUUUGUGUUGUUGGAAAAUUUAGUACAUCUGAAUGUAAGUAUUUUGUAGCACUGUUAAGUUGCACAUAUUUUCCUGUAUAAAGUUAUGAUUGUCAAUCAGCAGUCAGGUAGAAGACAAUUGAUCUUGCAGGUGUCAAUGAAUUAGGGUUGGGUACCAAAUUUGGGUUCACCUUCAGACAGAAGAUUAGCUCUGUGCAUGAUUAAAAAAGAGCGGCGGGGAAGAAUUUCUUUCUUUCUUUUUAGUCUAUAAUAGCCUAUGUCAUCCCUGCAGCUUGUUCAAAAAUUCAAAUAUUGUCAUUACAGACAAAGUAAGACCUCAAAAAAUGUACCAUGUACUGAAACCAGUAGCAGCAUUUGUUAUAAUGUGAAAGGUGCCUAUCUCUAUAAUAAAUGGACCUACAGCAGACACAAAGGAAUAAUCCCAUCUGAAGCAGCCUCCAUCAGUGAUGAUACUGAGAGAUGACUUUGAAUGACCUCUCCUGGGAGCCUCCAUUGUUUCCACUGUGAUACCGUGUGUAGUGUAUGAUUAUAGGGUAUGUUUGUGCCUAUACCUGCACCUCCUGGAAAGAUCAUGGUUUGUGUUUUUGGAUGUGUGUGGGAUCCCACACUGGAGGUCAUUGUACCAGAGACAAAGACAGACAUGAGGGAGAACAAUAGCAUAGCAGGGGACCAGAGCAGAGUGGAUAAGCAGAUGAAAAUGGGGGAAAUAGAAAGUGGCAACAUAAAAAUUCAGAUUUAGUUUUUCUUAUCUGCCCUCCUCUCCCCAGUCGUAUGAUUUUCAGAUUUGUUUUUUCUCAAUAAGACCUUUGUGUGGGAAAUGGAUUAUGAAACGUGGCACACUCUGAGCAACACGGGCGAGGAGAGGAGGUCUGUGUGGAACUUCAGAGGUCUGUCUCUCAGCUCCCUGCUCAGUGUUCUCCACCCAAAAACUGGAUGAUGAAUUGGUUUUGUCACCUAUUAAUAAGUGUUAGGACAAGUGUUUCACAGAGUGCAUUCUCAGCCAAGUAUUAUCCUUUCAUUCAGCUUGGAUUUGACCUGUUUGGUCACUGCUGUUGGAUACUUUGUACGUUUCUAUUUCAGGAAUACAAAGAAUUCAUUUUCUGUCAAUACUCUUUGAACCCUGAUAUUUUUCUUUAAUUGUCUAACAAAAUGUGCACAAAUUUGCAAUGAUUUCCAGAACAGAAAUGUGAACAUUAGAUAUAACUAGGUUCAAAAUUCUUUUUACAGAGGGAAUUCUGGAUUUUUUUUAUGUCACUCCAUAAAUCAGAAAAUACUGUCAACAAAAUAAAAAAAGAUAAAAAAAAAAAAAAAAAUCAGUUUAAUCAGGCUAUGAGUUAUAUACAGUAUGAACAAGCCCCUCUGUAAAAAACCUUUAGAGCAUAGACGGGAAUAAAACUGGAAAAUGUGAUGUAUGUAAGUGCUACUGGUUUUGCUAUUUCAGGCUCAGUGUAUGAGAAAAAAACUAACUUUAAGAAUCCUUUUAAAAUUGACAACUCACUGCCAUGGGAAGUCGUUGUUUUAAUGAUCCUGUUUAAAUGCAUCUAAAAUAAGAACCACAAUAGUAAGAGCAUUUUGAGGUUUUGGGUGAUGUGGGGCCAGAAAUGAGCAUAUGUCAAAAACUAAUACCAUAUAUAGUUGAAGUAAGUAAUGGAGUGUUGUGAAAUACUUUGUUUCUACAUUUAAAAAAUUGUUUGGAUCAAUAUGCUUUUUUUAAUCUUGUAAAAGCUGACAAAAAUACUUUGCUUUUUUCUUAAUGUAAUAAUUUCAAUACUUUCACCUAAUAUUAUUGUUUAUUGCUAUACAUAACUUUUAGCUUAGGUUGUACAGAUUGUAGUGAUAUGAAGCAUUUGAAGAUACUCCAAGGAAUGACAUCACAAUAAGCAAAAAUAUAAAUGUAGACACUGACAGACCAUUUCUAUUGCAGAGUUCAAAGGGUUAAAGAUUUAUAUUGUAAAAUUCCAUACAUAUUUAAACAAAAAAUAAGACAGUAGGGUAGAUAUUUUAACAGUUUUCCUCUGUGGGUGUACAGGGUCACAGCACCCAUUGGAACACCAUCAGUCUCCCAGCCUAAUGGCCUGCAGAGGCUGUACAUCUUGUGCUCCCUGUUUUCCUCUCUCUCUCCACAAACGUUCUUCAUCUUUAUACUCAGGCUCACAUAAAUAUGGGCGGCAGUUAAAUUCAAAGGCCUCAUACACAUGAUUGAAAUCAGGUGAAUAAUCAUCCAAGACUUUAAACAUCUCUUCAAUAACAACAAAGUACAUUUUCUAUAGGUUACUAUACUCUCUCCAAAUGUCACACUAGAGGCCGACACUGUUGUGUUACAUGUCAUGCCCGUCACGCUUAUUUUUUAUUCUGCAAAGCAGCAGUAUAGUGUAUAAUCACACACUGGAGCGGAAUGAUGCCAACAUCAUUUGGUUCUGUGUAAAAAUGCAAAGGAGGCAUAAAAAAGGGACUUCAUAGUGGCUCUAUAGCGCCAUCUCUGUGUCAAAAGGACAAGUGUGUACACACGGCCCUGCAGUCUCAUGCCCUUUUAUGGGGAUAUGUGGGCAUUUACCUAUGCUAAUUCGGAUCCCCUGGCAUGCACUGUCAACUUAAGAGGACAGUGGGAUCCAUCACUAUAAGAACACAGGUAUGAACAAUUCUGCUGUUAAAGAACAUUUGAAUCUGACAUAAACUUUUCUUAAGAACAAAUUUAGGAAACCUCUUCUGAAAAUUUUGGUGAAUAAGGCCCGUGGAGUCCAGAGUGAGACAGAACAAUCUGUGCACAUACGGGGCGAGACAGGUGGAGGAAAAGCACAAUACAAUACACACUUCACACUUCCACAGCCAGUACCAUUGUACAUUCUGUCUCACUGGAAUAGUUUACUGGAACACUUAAAGGAGAUACUGUCAAUGUCAUAAUGUUUCCUGCUAUGACAAAUCAAAAUGUCUGCAGUGAAACAGGUAUACCUGCCUGAUAUGGUUGUGUGUGAACUUGUGUGUUCAUGAUUUAUGACUCUCCCUUGGUGAUCGUAAGGAUGUGAGGUCAGAGGGACUGCAGAAUCUUUACGUACCUUCCCAAACCCUGUGCUGCUUUUGAAUGCAGCUUACUCAUUUUCACCCUGUUGUGUUUAUGUCCAUUCAGGUCAGGACUAGAGUUGGGCGGUAUCCAAAUUUUGUUACCGUAAAACCUUCCCCACAUUUUCCCGGGGGAUAUACGGUUAAUUAAACCGUAAUUAAAAAUCACUUUGAAGGGAUCAGAGGUAGUCGCCAAAAUGUCGGCUUGCGCCUAUACCGUUCAGAAACAGAAUAGCAAACAUUACAUAGGCCUAAGAAUACUGAAAAAAAUAACAACAAAAUAUGUACAACAUUAACAACUUUUAUUAACAAAUAUUUUAAAAAGUGCAAAUGCAGCAGUCAACCAAACAAUGACACAACAACAAAUUGGUCUGUGGGCUACAGUCCAUUUCCAAAAAAGUAACAAUAAAUAACAACAGCAGUAACGAAAAUUCGUGCUAUACAGCGUAUCCUCAGACCGCGAUGGGUACUGUCUUUUGGUUUAUUUUUAGAACCUAUCAACAUAAAUCAAAUAAGUUAAAAGCACAGCUCUACACCAUCCAGUACUAGGACUUAUCAAAUAAGAAAAACAGAACAAUAAAUAUUAAGGCAUAAGCAAAAAUGGGCAUAUAUAAUCCUAUCCUGAGAAGCAACAGGAAAUACUGUUCCUUGGUUUAUUUUUAGAGCCUACCUUUAGUUUGAAAAGUUCACCCUCUCCAAGUCUGAACUGUUUUGUCUGUCAGAAUAGGCUACUCCUCACUGAAAAUGAAAUAAAAACCAAGUAUAAUGAUAACUAUAGCAGCAUCACAUGCUUCAAAACUAUUCAAGGUUUUUCACUAGAAAAACCAGCAUGUUUACUUUUUCCAGCUGGAGCAGGGCAUGUAGUGGAUUGACAACUUUGGCAGCGGUGCUGAACACCCCCUCUGAUGGGAGCGUAUCUAUGUUUCCAGGGUUCUAUGUUUCCCGGGUUCGAUGUUCCCCACUUAACCCUGCAAAAAAGAUUGUAUGUUCCCCACUUACACAAAAAAGGUUCUAUGUUUCCCAGGUUCUAUGUUGCCCACUCAACCAAGCGGGAAAAAUAGAACCCUUUUUGUGUAAACGGGGAACAUAGAACCUUUUUUGCAGGGUUAAGUGGGGAACAUAGAGCCCGGGAAACAUAGAACCCUGGAACCAUAGAUGGAGAACUCUUGGCACAAAUGCACAGGUACUUUCGGGCAACCCUCGACAUCAGAGGAAAACACCUGGCCCAUCACAUUUCCACCAGAGAAGGGGGUCUUUGUCUCCCUGAAUAACAGGCUCGUGACAACAGGCAGUUAUCUCUGCUCCUGCUCGCUCUUGUAUGGUGCUGACCAGACCUCGCACCGCAUCGGCUUUUCUUUGAAGGAGACUGCCCAGUCUUUUUUUGGGUGGUUCGGGUGGCGCUUCUCCCUCUGCCACUCUGAUGGCCACUGGACCUGCUGCCGCUUGCAGAAGAUAUUAAGUUGUGUCUUUUUUGGGGACUAACUCGCUUGAUGCGCAGUUUGCCAUCUUUUCUCACGUCUGAGCUGUCACGUGACAAUGUCACACCCAAAAACUUUAUCAAAUAUCAUCUCCCGAAUCAACAGUUAAGCGAAACAUUACAGCCUACUAUUAGUUUUAAAUUGUAACAGUAUUAAAUUGAAAACUUAACCACACAUGGGCUACAUAGGUGCUGGACAAGCACUCAUUAUUUAGGCAUUUUAAAUGGCGGUAAUGAAACUGAUACCGUUGCUACUUUUAGAUACCACGGGAUACCUUAAUAUCGUAUUAUCGCCCAAUCCUAUUGUGUAGUCACUUUGUGGUCUUUUUGUGUCUCCUCCUAGUUGUGUUAAUUGAUGUGACAUUUUGCAGUCAAAGGCCAGGGGCUUGGGGAUCCAGGGGCGGUGUGGCUAACACUAUGGCCUCUUUUAAACCAAGCAGACUGGUUCAGUCCAGUUCAGUUAGGUAAACAUUAGAACUGUCAUUUUUUUGUUUCCAUUUUGAAAAGUUGUGGAUGAUACCAAUAGAACUGUCCCCAUUUUAGGUCAUCCCUCUGUUGGGGUACCUAGUACACAGAUUGGGUACUUAAAGGUGGAGCUAGAAACACUUCAGUCCGUUGACUGGUAGAGAACUGUCACCCUUGCUCAGGGCUGAGUUGUGGCUUGUUUUAAAGGUUAUUAACCACUGUUCAUACAGUGGCAAGUUUCUGCAGACGUUCCUCUAUCAGCGGUGAAGAGGAAACACGUUGAAAGUUGGACGAAGGAGUCAGUGACAACAACCCUGCCCUCACUGCAGAGUAUGGUCUACGGUAGAAACUGUAAACAAAUAUUGGCUUCGGGUACCUGUUCUAUUGUUUAUGUAUGGUUCUAAAGUUACUAUACCAAAAGGUUUUUGUGGAAAUGCAGCUUAUUGGUCCCCUGCACUGUGUAAUCAGUAAUCCAGCUCUGUAAAGGCUGAGAUGAAGCACUUGUGAAAGCUGGCUAGUGAGGGUACCCCUCAUCUCUGCAAUCACUGCUGUUUUACCUAACUGCGGACACGCCAGUCCUCAACCCAAGUUGAAUCCCAGGUACGGAACCUCCUGCCACCCAUCUGCACACUUCCUUGGGUUGGCUAUGAGCCCCUUCUGCUUCAAGGACUCAACUACUGCCACCACCCACUGCAUACGCUGCCUUCAUCUGCUACUAUGGAUGAUAACAACAUCCAGGUAGGCAGCUGAUAGGCGAAGAAGGCACAGCAGUGCCUGCACUUCCUGCGGCAGAUGAGAAGGGCCUCCCUCCCCCCUCCCAUCCUAACCACCUUCUACAGAGGGACCAUCGAGAGCCUGCUGACCAGCUGCAUCUCCGUCUGGUCUGGGAGCUGCAGGGCCUCAGACUGGAAGUCUCUGCAGAGAGUGGUGAGGACAGCGGAGAAGAUCAUCGGGACCCCGCUCCCCAACAUCCAGGACAUAGCAGAUAGCCGCUGCCUAUCCAGAGCCCACCGGAUCCUCUCUGACACCACCCACCCCCAGCAUGGACUGUUGUCCCGACUGGCGUCUGGCAGAAGGUUCCGCAGCAUCCGCUGCAGAACAGCCAGACUCAGAAACAGUUACUUCCCCCUGGCCAUCAGACUGCUAAAUGUCAAAUAACCCGACCCCCCCU